AUGAUACGACAGUCUGAGGCGUCGUGUGACCACUUCGUUAGCGAUUCUGUGCUCGACGCAGCAGCCAUUACCCAUCCUCCUCCUCCUGCUUCCUUGAUAAUACAAACCCAAAGAAGCGAACUAUCGCAGCGCUCGCGGCGUUCGAAACGUGAGCAGCAGAAGAAAGUGCGCUAUGAGCUACUCCACGCGAUGACCGCAGAGAAGCGCAACGAUUACCUGAAUCAAGAAACCGUCAAGAAACAGGAGAUUCAGCAGCGCCUAAAACAAGCAGCAGCUGUGGACAGUUCCAAUCAGCGCAUCGCCAUUGAUUUGGGAUUCGACAGCAUCAUGAACGACAAAGAGGUCCGGAGUUUAGCCAAUCAGCUCAAAUUUUGUUAUGGUGCCAUAAAGAAGAUGCCGGAGCCGUUCCAGCUGAUCUUUUGCAAUCCCAGCGAGCGAUUAGAGCAUUUUCUUGAACGCUUUGGCGCCUCCCAUUGGCAUGUUCAAUGGCGGCGCGAUAGCACUAGCGUCGCUGAUCACUUUGAGCCGGACCAACUUGUGUAUUUAUCGCCAGAUUCGCCAAAUGUGCUGAAUAAAAUCGACCCAGAGAAGAUUUAUGUGGUCGGUGGCAUCGUGGAUAGAUCCCGCAAAAAGGGAGCGACGCUUAACGCAGCACUGGAAGCUGGUGUCACGACGGUUCGACUGCCGAUUCAGGAGUAUAUCCCAGAGCGACUGGAUCAUAUUUUGAAUGUGAACACAGUACUUGACGUGCUGAUUCUCAGUCAAGACAUUGACGAUUGGACACGGGUACUUGAGCUUGCGUUACCACGGCGCAAGCGAAGCCAAGUGGGGCGGAAAGCUAUGCGACGCCGGCAGAAGCAGCAAGCAUUCCAAGCAUCGUUCAGCUCAGCUCAACCAAAAAACGCCGUCCCUCAUCAGCCUGUUGAACAUACGGUUGAGCUGGGUGGCGAUGUAACAGAAAGGCUGGAAGAGGGAUUGCCUCCGACAGAGGAGUUGAGCCUGUGGCUAAAGGAAGUUGCAUAA
Molecule: messenger RNA, 1023 nt
Organism: Peronospora matthiolae
Lineage: Eukaryota; Oomycota; Peronosporomycetes; Peronosporales; Peronosporaceae
Source: the annotation of a GenBank genome assembly